Molecule: messenger RNA, 789 nt
Organism: Haliaeetus leucocephalus (bald eagle)
Lineage: Eukaryota; Metazoa; Chordata; Aves; Accipitriformes; Accipitridae
Gene: KRCC1
Product: lysine-rich coiled-coil 1
Exons: 1
Coding region: 31-789 (252 amino acids)
Source: RefSeq, a predicted model, not a curated record
UUAUGCAGAGAAACAGUGCUUGUCAAUCUCAUGAAGAAAUCAAAGAAAACGUAUGACUCCUUUCAAGAUGAAUUAAUGGAUUACAGUAAAGUUCAGAAAGCUAGAGGCAUAGAGCAAAGAAGGUAUUUAGGAAGAGCAGAAGAGGAAGAGUUUCAAGAUAAAAACAUUGAAGGAGGAAGUGACCUUGGUAAGGUUUUAUCUUCAAACUUUCAGUGUGAACAAGGCCAGCAUUCCAGCCAGUCACCUACAAAUACUGGGGAAAAUAGAUCACCAAGCUGGCCACCAGCUUGUGAGCCUGCACUAGAAAAGACACCUAAUUGUCACUAUAACAAGGGAUGCUGUAAAGAAGAGCAAGCAUCUGAGGUAGCCACCAUUAGAGAGAGGAGCUUCAGCCUAUUGGUUGCAGAAUCUAAAGACUGCUUUGAACUUAGGCUUGCUGGAACUUCUACCAGCUCCUACAGAAAAGAACAGAAAUUUCAGUUAAAACAUUUUGAGGAGGAAAAAUUUAUCAGUGAAGAGCUGAAGUUUGAGAAAGAAGCCACAAAACAGAAAAGAAAGAAAAAUAGUGAAGGUGCAGAUUUUGGAAAAGAAAAUGAGAAGCAAAAGAGAAUUAAAUUUGAGGUAGACUUGGUAAAUGAGAAGAAAUCAAUACCUUAUAAAAAUAAAAGACUUAAAGAAAACCCUGCUGAGAAAGAGAGCAAAAAGCACAAAAAGGGUAAAAAGAAGCCACAGACAGAUAACAGAAAAGAAGAGGAGCUACUUUGGGAUGAAUCUGUCUUGGGAUGUUGA